GAGAGAGGGUUAACGUUUUUUUCCCCCAGAAGUACUGACAAUCUUGUGAGGAGAGAGAGAGGCAGUGCUAUAAGAAAAGAAGUGAGCGGGAAGGAGGGCUGUUUGCCUAAACUCUGUUAGCUUUGCCUGUGCGUAUCCUGGUGUUGUUCAGUGAACCGUGUGGCCGAGCAGAGCCGCUGCUGGUGUUGAACUCUGCUCAGCGGCCAGUGGAGAGGAGGAGGGAAGUGGGAGGAGCAGAGUGCCGGACGCACAGUCAGGGAGGGGGUUUGUCCGGCAGAGACAUUUUUUUUCCUUGCGACCAUGCUUGAAACCGCAGGUGGAGCUAAAACCGAUGUAAAAGUGGAGCCAGAAACUACUCGAUGUGCAAUGGAAAGUGGGGACAGGAACACUGGAAUCCAAACCAAUGGGUUGGACUUUCAGAGGCCGACUGUGCCAACCACAAAUGCAAUCACCAAUGCACACGCACAAGCCCUCCUCCAACAGCUGACUCUGACACCAGCACAGCAGCAGCUGUUGAUCCACCAGGCCCAGGCUCAGCUCCUGGCUGCAGCCGUGCAGCAUUCAGCCAGCCAGCAGAACGGCACCACUGGGGCCAGUAUCUCGGCAUCGGCAGCCACGCCCAUCACCCAGCUUCCCCUGUCGCAGCCCAUCCAGAUCUCUCCCCAGCUGCAGCAGCAGAAUUUAAGUCUGCCCCAGUUUGUUCUGGUGCAGCCCGGCCAUCCGAUCGCCACGCCACUGCAGCCCGCUCAGUUCAUCAUCUCACAGACACCGCAUGCCCAGCAGAGCAUAUUGCAAGCCCAGAGUCUUCUAACUCAACUACCUCAAAGCCAAGCCAACCCCCUGCCGAAUCAACCAAGCAUAUCCCUUGCAACACAGCCUGCGACUCCAACCCGCACCACCGCGGCCACACCCAUUCAGUCACUGCCUCACAGUCAGACGCCGCCCAAACGCUUGGACACACCCACUCUGGAGGAGCCAAGUGAUCUGGAGGAACUGGAGCAGUUUGCCAAGACCUUCAAACAGAGGCGGAUUAAACUGGGCUUUACACAGGGAGAUGUUGGCCUGGCCAUGGGCAAGCUGUAUGGAAAUGACUUCAGCCAAACUACUAUCUCUCGCUUCGAGGCCUUGAAUCUGAGCUUUAAGAACAUGUGCAAACUUAAGCCAUUGCUGGAGAAGUGGCUCAAUGAUGCAGUUUGUGCAGAGAAUCUGACUUCUGACCAGGCGCUGUCCAGCCCCCUCGGAUCUUCGAGCAUAACCAUUGAGGGGAUUAACCGCAGACGGAAGAAGAGGACCAGUAUUGAGACCAACAUUCGCGUAGCCUUAGAAAAGAGCUUUCUGGAGCAGAACCAAAAACCUACCUCUGAAGAGAUCACCAUGAUCGCCGACCAGCUCAACAUGGAGAAGGAGGUCAUUCGGGUCUGGUUCUGCAAUCGCCGGCAGAAAGAGAAGAGGAUCAACCCGCCGAGCACUGGCAGCAGUGGCGGGGGUGGCACCCCUAUCAAAACCAUCUUUACACCCAGUAGCCCUUUGGUGGCCAGCACGGCAAGCCUGGUGAGCAGUCCGACUAUCAACACGCCCACCACGCUGACUGUCAACCCAGUGAUGCCUCUCACCAGCACCAGUGUCUCCAGUUUGUCUUUCACGGGCACAACAGUUGGAGCCACGAACACAGCGUCCGUCAUCUCUACCACACCCGUAAUUACCACGGUAACCAGUUCUCCGUCUCUAAGCCCGUCCCCCACGACCGUUCAGUCCACCACCGCCACGGAGAAUAAAGUUGGUACUCAGGCGCACACCAUCGUCACCCAGGCCCCGACAUCCAUAGGCACCGCCACCCUUGGGGCGGGCCAGGUGAUGGUGGCAGCUCCGGGGCUGUCGGCGGCGCUUCAGGGGACCACCCAAUUGCCCACCAAUGCGAGUUUCGCCGCCAUGGCUGCCGCGGCAGGACUAAACCCUGGGCUGAUGGCCUCCUCCCAGUUCACUCCAGGUGGGGCCCUGCUGAGUCUGGCUCCUGGUGGCCUCGGGAGCGCCCUGAGUCCUGCCCUCAUGAGCAACAGCACCCUGGCCACCAUCCAAGCCCUGGCAUCGAGCGGCACCAUCCCGAUAACGUCGCUGGACGGCAGCAACCUGCUGUUUGCCAACACCUCCGCCGGCAGCGCGCCCAACUUGGUGACCACGCCGCUCUUCCUCAACCCCCAGAACCUGUCGCUGCUCACCAGCAACCCGGUCAGCCUGGUGUCGGCCGGGGCGGGCGGUUUGCAGGUCACCGCCGACGCUCACCACCAAGCUACCACGACCAUUACCACUGCCUCCAAGGCGCAGUGAGUCCCUGACUGCAUCCGGAACGAGCGCCCUGUUUCAUUGAGUCGCGGCGCACUGUUCUCCUCACGCCGUGCGGGAAAUAUGGAGGUGGUUUGAUUUGGGCUCUGCGCUUCACUAACGAAAACACACGUCCGCUCCAUUGUAUCUAUUAUUUAAUCCCUUUGCUUUCACCAAAAAAAAAACAACCUCACCAGGUUGGACUUAUUGUUUCUGGGUCUUUCUCUAAUAAUACGUGGACAUUUUUUUCCCCUAGCUCAAAGAGUAGCCAGGAAUAGAAUGUCCACCCUAUACAUUUUGUAUAUACGUCUUCUAUUUCAGUCUUUCUAACCAAAAAUUUAGGAUUUUACUCUAAACUUAACGACUAACUUCACAAUACACUUUAUCACUAACAGGGAUCACCCUCACUUAUCUUUUUUUUUUUUUUUUUUUUUUUUGGACAGGUCUUGACGUAUAUCAUAUCAAAAUUUAUAUUUUAGAGUUUUUUUUUUUUUUUUUUUUUUUUACAUUAACAGAACUUUGUAAGUCUAAUACUACAGUACGUUAACUAUCUUUUAAAAAAAAAAAAGUGGUUAUAAGGCUUUAAAACGAGUAAUAAGUGGCCGAUAUAAAGGUUAUCAUUGCUUUAAGGAUCGCGGGGACCUGUCGGGCCUCUACGAGUUUCUCUUUCUAGAAACACUGACUUUUACACUUCUCCUUGGAGCUUCUGUAAAAAAAGAAAAAUGGUGCGGAUUGUAGAUGCGGAUAGAAAAUGUCUGAAAACUUUAAGAGCUUUAAAAACGCAGUGCAGUGGAGUGUUUGUUUUGGAUGGUAAAAGCUCAGUACGACGCUGAGACUGAAAUAACCAAAUGAUCCACAAGGCUCAGUGGUCUGGGCUAAGACCACCUGUCAGGGGGUGUGGUCGCCACACUAAAUGUUUGGUGAUGUUGGCUAAAUUAUUGCUUUUUCCUUCUGUUUCUUUGUAAUUGUUUCUGGUAGUACCGUCGUAUCUACUUGUGCACAGUAUCUGUACCAAAAACUGGAUUGAUGAGCUGUUGUGGGAGGAAUGACCUUUUCUUUUUUGUCUGCGGUCGUUUGAGUGACUGCGUACUUUACAAUAUACCAAAAAUAUUUGUUCAAAUAGUUGUAGUCGGUGUAACUUAGUCUAGUGGAUAUAUUUAUGAACAAUAUCUCUCUUUAUUGUCAGCAGAAGAUAGACAUGCAAUAUUUUGAUCAUUUUCCAAAGACCUUCGGUUAAUUUAAUUGGCAGCACAGUUGACCAAAAAUAGGGAAGCCUGAGUUGGAGCGUGACAAACAUCCCUUUUAAAAAAAAAAAUUAUUUUUAAUUUAUCUUUACACUUUUACACUUUAAAAAAAAUAAUUGGAGCCAUUUCAUGGCUUCUCGUUGAACCAUUUAAGUAGCAGCUUUUGGACAUUGGUGGAGCAGGAAAAACUCCCUUUUUUUUAUUUGGGUUUUAUACUUUCAGCCAUAUGACAACAGCUUGAACCAAAGUGGUUUUCCUCAGUAGCGGCCGUGCCUGUCCGAGCACCUACGUUGCCGGUCACAUGAUCUCUCCACGCUGCUCACAAAUAUCAGUACCUGCUAGUCUUGAUCCGGUGCGGUUGGAGAUGGAAGGAAUGGAUGGAAUGCUAGCAUGUUAUUUUUCUAAUCCUUUAUUAGCACGUUUAUUAGCAGUUUUUGUGACUUGACUUUUCUAGCUUGGCGUUUGGAAGGAUCUGCUGUCAACACUAGGGAUGGGCAUUAGAGGAUAGUUACAUCUUUUAUACAGAACCCCAGCCAAGUGGGAUAUUGCUGCAACUGCACUUUUACACAGCGCCUUGCAUGUCGCAGUCAGAUAAUUACGACAUCAACAAAAUAUUAGUGCGAGAACUUCAGUGUCCUUUUGCACAGGCGAUGUUGCGGCUCUGGUACUGCCGCUGGAGCCGGAGAGUUUCCAGGUCAACUUUGUCUUGUCUGCCCUUUCCUCUAUUUAAUUGAUUUUUCCAUCGGUUAUGUGGAAUUGAUUGAGGCGAUUUUGGCAAAAUGGCACACACUACUUGACUGCAGCCAGCAGAGGUGCUGUUGGUUCAGUCUCAACUACUUUGCUGCCUGUAAAGAAGUCACCCGCUAUGAAAGUUGAACUACAGUCGUCCCUCGCCACAUUGCGCCCUCACUCUCUAAUCGCAGUUUUUCGGUCAGACCAAAUCAAAUAUGAAGCCAACACAAACAGUUAGCGGUUAGGUCCGCUGCAUAUCAGAAAAGAGGCAGAAAUGUCCAUCACUGUUUUCCCAAAGUCAAAGCUGACGUGUGUGAAUAGCUUGUUUUGACUAGACGUUUGCUGUCAUGGAUGACUAAGGAAAUGACAAAAGAUUCACAUUUGAGAGGCUGAAAUCAGGAUAUGUGCAUUUUUUAAAUCAGUGUAUUGUCAAUUUGAAUUGUUGUUGCAGCAUUUAUUGAUUAUUUCUGCCACAGUUGUCCAUGACAUAUACAGCAAUCAAAUGCCCGUCCCUAGUACACCUAAUGUAUCCAAGCUGAUUGUCGCUACUAUUCGGAACCAGCAUGUUAGAUUGCAGCUGCCCAAAUUGUUCCUGUCACUCACCGGGCUGAGUACUGUUAUGUGCCACACCUUGAGCUAAACCCGACACAAUUGUUCUGCUGCUGCUUCUUUUGAUUAGGGAGUCACUGAGGCAGCCAGAGGAUCUUCUUGUCUCAUUUUGACUGAAUAUACCUCAGCAGCACUUAAAACAUAAGGUUCGCCUUUUUUUUUCUUUUUUUUUUAAAAGACAUUUCUGUGUACACAACAGUGUGGAAUGUAUAGUAAGUCAUAUCUGGCUCGCCACUCAACGUUUAUACCGUACAUGAAAGGACAACUACUGCUAUUUCUAGUACUACUAUUUAAUUUUUCUCUUCUGAGGUGUCAUCAUUAUUGUUUUGUUAAAAGAUCCUUCUUGCCAAAGUAAUAGCCUUUCUCUUUGCAGCUCUGGCCACCGUAUGGUCAGCGCACCAGUGGAACCCAGUUCUUUCCGGCGCCGUUUUUUGUAGUUAAGCAAGCGCGCUAGCGAGAUGAACCGGCCACCUUGGGGCGCCAUAGGAUGUUACUAAAAUAUUUAUCUUGAGGAAAGACCUAAGAAUCAGAGAAAUGUUCUUUUCUUAGUUCUAUACAUAUAAAUAUAUAUAAACACGUGUAAGAUAUUCAUAUUUUAUAUUUGAACCGCUAUGUUAUCAAGACUGAAUGUAGUGUUUGACAAAAAAAAUCCCCCAAAUAUUCCUUUUUUUUAUUGUUGGAAAGAAAAAAAAUAACAUUUUUUAUUUUUAAACUAUCAAGACCAAAAAGUUGAAAAGCAAACUGACGCUACACUGUGGCGGGUGCGCCAGUCAAUGAUGACAUGUGUCUGUCCACCAGGAGGGGGCGCUCCUGACGCACAGGUCCUCUGGUUGGUGUAGAGCGGAGACUCUGAAGUAUCUUUAUUUUGUUAUAGUGUGCUUGUUGUUGUUGUUUUUAAAAUUAUAUAUAUAUAUAUAUUAAUAUUUUUGGUUGAGUCAUUUUGGACUUGAUUUGCUGUGCUGUCUUUAACAAUCAUUUGUUUUUAUUUGUUUUUUGUUCUUACUUUAUGCCUUUAACUGUUUUUUUAUGAGAGGGCAAGAUCACUGGCUUUCUAAGUUUGACAGACGUUAUCAUUUAUGCCUUAUUGCUACGUAGAAGACAUGAUUGCAUUGUAGCGUGGGUGUGUGCGUGUGUGACUGAUGCAAGCUUCACCUCAUGCUCUGCGUCGCCUGGUGCAUUGUCACUGAAAACAAUACAGUGUACAUUUGGGCAUUAUUUUUGAGUGCGAGAUGCUUACAUUGCUUCGUACCUUUUUUUUUUCUUUCUUCUUCUCCUUUUUUGACUCGGACAAUACCUGAAAGAAAAGCUUUACUAAUGAUUCCAGCAGGUGUGAGUGAGCAUUGUAAGGAAUAGAAGCGCAUUCUGCAAACCGCUAAUCGUGCUUGAAACAGGUGUGGGAAACCUAUGACGCCAAGAGAAAAGACAAGAUAGAAGACUAAAAACUACAAAAUGUAGCUUUUCUUCAAAUCAUCUUCUCAACAAAUAGAAGAUUUGGUGACUCUCCUUCUCUGAUUGCAAUAUUUAAAAAUUAGCAGCAUAACUCGUCCUUUGUUUGCUAACUUGCGAAUAACAUUUAAAUGGACUGUGUGAGCGGCGGGUAGAAAAGCUACGACUCCUUUAGGGAGAUGUGGUUUGGCGCCCUCUGUUAGGUUGCAUGCUGUAGAACGGGGGUGUCCAGAGACGGCGCAUUCUACAAAUGUAAUUUAACAAGAAUGAAGUCAAAUAUUACGAGAUAAAAGUUAUCUUAACAAGAAAUCAUUUUAGUAUCCAUCUGUCCAUCCAUUUUCUAUGCCGCUUCUCCUCAUUAGGGCUGUGGGGGUAUGCUGGAGCCUAUCCCAGCUGACUUCGGGCAACAGGCGGGGUACACCCUGGAUACUUUCUUAAUCUCCUAGAGAUUUCACAUUUCCAGCUGCUCUGAAAUGUCAUCAUGAACUUAAUCACUUUAUCACAAAAUAAAACAACCAAGGCGCGACAUGAGAGAUCAGAAAAAUAAGAGAACAAGAUGAAAUUAAAAAAUAUGGAACAGAUCACGUCAAAUUGGUACUGGAAUAAUACAUAAUAUAUAUAUAAAAAUAAAGUAAUACGUUUAGUCCAGUCCAGUUCAGAUAUGUGAUGUUGCACAUAUCUGUAUCGGUAUCUGUUGAUAUUGGAAAUUGAGAGUUGGAUAAUAUUAGCAUAUGUUAUCUGUAAAAUGAAAUUUAAAAAAGCCAAUAUCGGACAUCCCUAGAAUAAAGUCAGAAUCACGAGAACAAAAUUUACAAGAAGGAAGUUGGAAAACAGUUGCCAUUUUACAAGAAUAAACCCAUAAUAUUAUGAGGAAAAAAAGUCAUUUUAGUAGCAUAGAGGUGAAAUAUUAAAGAAAAAAUAUGUUGUGUUUGUUGUUUUUUUUAAGUUCUAAUAUAAGAAACAAGCAAAACAUGAUGUCAGGGAAGAAGUUAUAAUAGUAUAGAAACAAGGUCAUAAUAUUAUGAGAGAAAAUCUAUGAGGAUUAUUUGAGAAGAAAGUUCAAAUAUUUGGGAAGUUUAAAAAAAAAAAAGGCAUUUGCCGUGUACUGUAUUGUUUCACGAAAUCAAGUGCCCGACCAAAGCCGCCUACGCACUGCCGACUCGCUGUCCGUGCGUUCUUUCAGAAAUUAAGUACGACUCCUAAAUAACACGCCAUGGGGCCAAAGGAAGUUGAGAAACAUGAUCGCCUUUUGGAACAAAUUAAUGAUGAAAACUGAGGUUUCACUGUAUAUGUUAUUUUGAUGGUGUAAUAUUUUUAUUUGAUAAAACAAAAAAAUGGCCCCCUAAUAGGAAAAAAGUUUCCCACACUUGUCUUUCAGCACAUGUAUGGGAUUUGUUUUUUUUUUCCCCAAAAUGGUUUUCUAUUUGGCGGUUGCAGACUGGCGCAAGCUAUUCAUUUGUGUGGCAGCUUCCUGGGGGAGGGGUUAACCCGCCCCCCCACGCUGUGGCACACCAGUAUACCUCAUUUGUAACUCCAAACUGAGUCAAACUACUUUAACCUACUUAAGAAGUUUUUGUCGUCCGUCGGAGAAGCCCGCUCAUUCCCAGUGUGAAGCGUCCUCCGCUGGGAGGGGGGGGUCAGCAGCCAAAUGUUUUGUUGCUGUCCUUACAGUUUUUAUGGUGCGGGGGUUUCCGAAACUUUGAAUGAAUGUACAUAAGUGAUUUAAAAAAAAAAAAACACAACAAGAAGAAAUUGGACAAAGAAACUAGCAGUGGGCAACCCUAUAAACCUUUGGGCCCCAACCCCAAGUUUGGAAACCCCUGCCGUUAAAUAAACAACAAGGCCCGCUUUCAUUCUUUUCCUAGCCCUUUUUAAGUUUGACAAUCCUAUUUAUUUUUUAGCGCAUGCGUCAUCCCCCCGCUUUGAACGCCCCGUGCCCAGUGGCGCCCUCCCGUGGUAACAACAUUAACCAAAGACUUGUAACUGAUUGUACAUGAACCGCCCAGCCUGCACCCCCACCCCCUUUAGUGCAUCACGCUCGCCACACUCACCAGUUUCUUAGCUUUUGCCUGCAUGCGAAUGUUUUGGUGCUGUGGUUUUCAGUGCCUGCGGGUGGGGGAGGAUGAGGGGAAACGGCGGCGGCGGCUUCUUCGACGGGUUGGUGGGAGCUGGGCGAUUGUUUGUUUGUGAAUACACACUGAGGGGUGAUCCUGCGCACGCUGGCUCAGGACUCCACGUCUGUUUGUUUGUCUGUCUGAGUGCUGUUGCUAGCAUACACACGCAUCGUCGUCUCAAGGAAUUUUGCCUCUCGCGUAUAACCCCCUCCAGGAAUGACACACAUCCCGUACUCACUAGAUUUUUCACUGCUGUACCCUCCCUUAUUCACUACAGACUGAUCAACUGUGACACUAUGCAUCCCCCCCUCCACCCCACAAUUCGGCGGGGGUCAUUCGGUGACACUUUGCUUUACUCCCGAGUGGGAUUCCUCACAAAGCGCUAUCUAUCCCAAAGCAAAACUCUCUAAAUAUUUGUAUUUUUUUGUUUUACUUUUUGUUAGAGUUCUUAUUGUUUUGGACAAAAUGCAGAUACCAAAGAUAUCCCUCUGUCUGUCUCUUUCUCUUCCUUCUUCCUUCUUCCGCCCUGCAGCAGCAUGUGCGUUAAGAGACAAACUCUCCAGCACUGGCUUUUUUUAAUCCAAGCCUCAGUAAUUCCAAAGUUUAGAUGUAUAUUUUGGUAUAUUUCUGAGAAAAAUGUGUGGAAUAAUAAUAAUAAUAAUAACUCUGUUUAUUGAAUUUGUUUUCCUCUUUGUCGCAGCAUGGAAGUAAUUGCAGAACUGUCUUACUAGGUUAAAAGAUAUUUUUGUAUGUUUUUGGGUGUGUUUUGUGUGUGUGUGUGUGUGUGUGUGUGUGUGUGUGUGUGCGCGCGCGCGUGCGCGCAAGAUAUCAGCCCAAGUGACCAAAGGAUUUAACAAAAAAAGCAAAAACCAAAAAAAGGCAAACAUGUACAUAUUAUGUCUGUGUAACAUGAAAAAGGCAUUGUAAACCAGUAACGACUCACGGUGGACACUUGGGCUCGUCUAAAGGAAUGUUUCUCUCUCCGACCCCCAUCCUCCCUGUUUUCUUUCUCUGCAGUUUAACAUUUCCUAACAGAACUCUUCCUGUAAAGAGUUUUCAUCUUGGACUAAAAACAAAAAAACACUGACUUCAGAGCUGAGUACAAACAAGAAAAAGAAAAAAAAAAAAAACGAAACAAAAAAAACAA
Messenger RNA from Dunckerocampus dactyliophorus (ringed pipefish), 9611 nucleotides. It is a transcript of the gene pou2f1b, whose product is annotated as POU class 2 homeobox 1b. The transcript has 14 exons. The coding region runs from base 301 to 2325 and encodes 674 amino acids. The record is from RefSeq and is a predicted model, not a curated record. Lineage: Eukaryota; Metazoa; Chordata; Actinopteri; Syngnathiformes; Syngnathidae. Gene Ontology annotation, cellular component: nucleus. Gene Ontology annotation, molecular function: RNA polymerase II cis-regulatory region sequence-specific DNA binding; DNA-binding transcription factor activity, RNA polymerase II-specific. Gene Ontology annotation, biological process: regulation of transcription by RNA polymerase II.